AUGGGGCCACUGACCACUCCUGAGAAAGGCGUCGAGGGCCACUGUGUGGACCCCUGGACCCCCACCUCCAACCUGAAGAUCCUAAUCAGUGCAGCCAGCCCUGACAUCCGUAACCGUGAGAUAGAGCGUAGCCUGGAGGAGGCCGAAGUCUACUGCAGAGAGGAUGCAGAGGAGCCAGAGGAGGCUGAGAGGAUGACAAGCAGGAAAGAUAAAUCAUUGGGACUGCUCUGUCGCAAGUUUCUGGAGAGAUUUCCUAAUUUUCCUGACAAAGACAAGGACUACGACAUCUGCCUGGACGAUGUGGCUUCAGAACUGAGCGUGGAGCGGAGGCGGAUCUACGACAUCAUGAACGUGUUGGAGAGCCUUCACAUGGUCAGCCGCUCGGCCAAGAAUCGCUACAUGUGGCACGGCCGCACCAACCUGUCGCAGACACUGUGUGUGCUGCAGAAGGCGGGUCAGGAGCAGGGCUACAGUCGACGGAUGCAGCAACUCCGACUCGGAGGCCCACACCAGCAGCCAGAGGAGGAAGAAGAGGAGAACCAGCAGCCGCAGCAGAACAGAGAGCUGUGCUUCGUCGAGCUGCCAGGAGUCGAGUGUAAAUUAGCGUCUGUGAACAGCCGAAAGGACAAGUCUCUACGCGUCAUGAGUCAAAAGUUUGUGAUGCUGUUCCUGGUGGCAUGCCCUCGUGUGGUCAGUCUGGAUAUUGCAGCUCAGAUCCUGAUUGGAGAGGACCAUGGAGAAGCACAGGACAAAAACAAGUUUAAAACGAAAGUGCGGCGGCUGUACGACAUCGCCAACGUUCUGAGGAGCCUGAAGCUGAUUGAGAAAGUCCACGUGACGGAGGAGCGCGGGAGGAAACCAGCUUUCCAGUGGGUCGGACCAGAGAAGUUCCAACAGGUCCAAGGUGUGGAGGAGACACGCAACACUACAGCGGCGUCCUGUGGCUCGUCCAAAGAAAACUGUUCCAAGAAGCUGUUCUCGGACAAACGCAGCUUCACUCGUCACCCGUCACUCAUCAAACUGGCUCGCAGCAUCCAAGAGGACCGGCGCCGAGUCAGCAGCGCCCCCAGCAGCCCAGCCAAGGCCACUGCAGGUGACUCUUUGAUGGACUUCCCAAACAAAAUGGCGGAACUGGCAGCCAUCUGUAAACUCCAGCUGGACCAUGAGUCCUCGGGGUCGAAAGGGUCUGAAACCAGCCGUCCCUCGCUGCCUCGCACCCCCGUGACCCCCCUCACGCCUGUGCUGUUACCGCGGCAGCAGCAGGACUCCGGGGGCGGAGCUUAUGUGGUGUACGCUCCUCCAUGUGUGCGUCCUCAGCCCACCAGCCUGGCCGUGCGCUCCAUGACCUUCGACAGUCCCACAGGAGUGAAGCGUCCCGGGGCAGAGGGCCAGACCGAGGCCAGUCCCAGGAAGAGGAGGAGGGAAUGCAAGGAUGCGUCUCCUAAACUGGGGGAGAUCCUCCAGAAUCGUCUGAAGUCGCGCUCUCUUUACUCCAGUCGUCCACCUCUGCGGGCGCUGCACCUGGAUCCAGAGUUCCAAAGUUCCACCAAUCUGAGCUCAAGACACAGCCCCGCCUCUGCAGCAGCAGCCAAUCACAGAGCAGGAAGGAGCACAGUGGACAAAGAGGAGAGCGAAGGAUCAACACCGGUCAGAGCGGUUCCUUUGACGCCUACAGCUGUCCAUACAGAGACUUUGGUUCCGGCCGGGUACCUGAUCCCUCUGCCUCAGUCUGCGCUCGCCUUUAAAGACCUGCACAGCUCCACAGACGCUCAGCCUGUGCCCACUGUGCUGUUCCACACUCCCACAGCAGGCUCCAUAUCCAUGAUGCACCAGGAGAGGACCCCGACACACAUGAGCAGGGCCUCCCCCCUCUCCCCCUUCUCCACUCCUCGCACCCAGAGCCCUAGUCCGGCCAUCCUCAACUUCACUUUGCAAAACCUGGGGCUGAUCUCGGCACACAGCCCCGUCCCGGUCCCAGUGCCGGUGCAGGGCAGGGCUGGGGUGGGCUGCAGUCCCCAGGCCGCAGUCUCUCUCCCACACAGGGGGGGGAUGCUCUUCCUCAGACCGGUGUCACCCCUGCAGCUGCACAGCACAAACGGAGGACACAUGGCCCUCUUCAGCCUGCAGCAGCCUGGGCCGCUGACCCCGACCUCGUCUCCCGGUUUCUUCCACACGCCGGUCUCCAUGACUACACUGUCCUCCACCUCCAGCGUCGCCAAUGGCAACGGCAGCACGUUUGUGGCUCAGCGGAAACUGGACGUCGGCUCUGAAGACUCCUGA
Knipowitschia caucasica is the source of this 2280-nucleotide messenger RNA. Lineage: Eukaryota; Metazoa; Chordata; Actinopteri; Gobiiformes; Gobiidae. The record is from the annotation of a GenBank genome assembly.